Oncorhynchus kisutch (coho salmon) is the source of this 1888-nucleotide messenger RNA. RefSeq names its product pancreas/duodenum homeobox protein 1-like. Lineage: Eukaryota; Metazoa; Chordata; Actinopteri; Salmoniformes; Salmonidae. The record is from RefSeq and is a predicted model, not a curated record. The transcript has 2 exons. Gene Ontology annotation, molecular function: RNA polymerase II cis-regulatory region sequence-specific DNA binding; DNA-binding transcription factor activity, RNA polymerase II-specific. Gene Ontology annotation, biological process: regulation of transcription by RNA polymerase II; type B pancreatic cell differentiation. Bases 250 to 1017 code for a protein of 255 amino acids. Gene Ontology annotation, cellular component: nucleus.
GCGGGUCAGAGAAUACAGACUCAAAUAGAAACUAAGUCGCGAACUUUUCCGUUUUGUGUAAACAGUGGGACCAAUGGCUUAGGUGCAACAGGGUCACAUGGUAAUGACACACCUGUCCAGGGCCUAUAGCGGCGCCAGGCACACGAGCAGCACAGGUAGAGCAGAGCACAAUAUUCCACGCUGCGUAGGCUAUAGGGCGCAGGUACGUGUGCACACACACCCGUUGGAUAGCCCUGGCCCUCGGCAGUCAUGAAUCGAGAAGAGCACUACUAUUCUCCCGCGCAGCUGUUCAAGAACUCCUGCGCCUACCAGAGUCCACACAGCGAGGACUACUGCCACAGCCCUCCGCCCUGCCUCUACAUGGCCCGGCAGGCUCAGUCCGUCUACUCCUCGCCCUCCAUCGGAGGGCUAGACCAGGCGAGUCUCCCUGACAUUGCUCCUUACAGUAUUCCCAUGCGAGAGGACCCGGGUGUGCCGCAGCUCCACCACCCCCAGGCACCCCAGCAGACUCUCCAGCCAGGGGGUUACGAAUACCCGGGGGGGUUGGCUCUGUGUGCCGAUAGGAACAAAUAUCACCUGCCUUUCCCCUGGAUGAAAACAACCAAGUCUCACGCGCACACCUGGAAGGGACAGUGGGCAGGCCCCUACAUGGUGGAGGCGGAGGAGAACAAGCGGACAAGGACGGCCUACACGCGAGCACAGCUCCUGGAGCUGGAGAAGGAGUUCCUGUUCAACAAGUACAUCAGCAGGCCGCGGCGUGUCGAGCUGGCCCUCACCCUCAGCCUCACAGAGAGACACAUCAAGAUCUGGUUCCAGAACCGACGAAUGAAGUGGAAAAAGGAGGAGGACAAGAAGAGAGUGAGGGGGGUCGACCCCGAGCAGGACUCGUCCAUUACGUCAGGAGACUUGAAGGAUGAGGCAGGGGUGGGAGUCGGGGGGGCAGGACAUCCCACCACCACGACACCCCCCUCACCCUUAAACGCCCACUCCAUGUUAGGUUCUAGAGACUCGGCCUAGCAGGGCUGAUAUGGAUGGAUGAAAACUGGACAGACACUGAGGAAAGGGGACGCUCUUAGGCUGCGUUAAGACAGGCAGCCGAAUUCUGAUAUUUGUUCACUAAUUGGUCUUUUGAUCAAUCAGAUCAGCUCUGAAAAAGAUCUGAUGUGAUUGGUCGAAAGACCAAUUAGCGGAAAAAAUAUCAGAAUUCGGCUGCCUGUGUGAUCGCAGCCUCAGUCAAACAGACUCGGUUGGUAUUAUUCAUGUGCAUUAUCGGUGGUGUCAGAUUGAAGAGAGGUGAAAAGCGAGGACUGCAGGUUCAUUGUCUGCAAUAUCAUCAUUCUGCGACUGAACUCUAACCUCAUGUUGUCGUGCUGAGGACAUGCGGGUUAUGCACUGAUGAUGACAGUUGGCAUUGGACAUACGUGUACAGACCCACUGCUCUGGUCUGCAGCCUCUAGUUGCGUUGCCAGAAGAGGGCAGCACCCAUUGCCUGGAGAGACAGUUUUGAUACAGACCACACAACUCGGUUGAGAGCUACGUCGGGCAUCUGGCCUACUUUGAUUGCUUUACUAAAAUCAAUGCACUUCAGAUACUUUCUCUGAAAAUGUUGGCAGUGUACAACCAAGUUUAAUUUAUGUAUGUAAAUAUAUGCAGUCUAUGCACGGGACAUGAUUCUGUCAAUAUUGACAAUGCUGAUGCAUUUUCUGAUAAAUUGUUAUAUGACAAAAAUGAGUCAAUCACACCAAUUAUAUAGCCUAUUUAUGUGCUUAAUGUUAUCACAUCGUUGAUGUCUUAAUGAUAGGCACUGUGAAUAAUGUACUGUAUUUUUAAUUCUUUAUUAAACUAUAAAGUUCAAGUUUGAAAUCAGAAUAAAGUCAAAUGAAGCAUC